AUGUCAAUCCAAGAAUAUUCGUUUAUUUCGAGACAAGUUUUUAACAAAUUAGUCAAUAAAUUUCUUGAAAUAAAGUUACUUGCUAGACAUCGCAAAACCUUUAUUUCACAAUCUGAUUACAAUCUUAUUAUUGCAGUACUACAUGAUCCUACCAAUAUAAAUUUAGGAACUCCAAAAGAUCAAUAUUGGAUUAAAAAUUCCUUUCAGCUACAGGAGUUAGAAACUAAAAUAAAUCCAAAUACUCAAAUUAUCACUGUUGUUAAAAAUGAAAAUGGGUCAGAAAUAAUACGUACUAUAUGCCCUUUUAAUCGUCUUUAUGAUGUAUUAUGUAAGGUUCAUACAGGCAUUUUAAAACAUGUUAGAUCGUCCAAAAUAUGGGAUGUUGUAAAUGUGAUGAACAUACAAACAUCUCAUGCAACUGGAAAAUCACCAUACUCACUUGUAUUCGGACAGGAUCCUGUUAAUAAUUUUUUUAUACUUGAAGAUUUAUAUCAACGAAAUGUUAUGAAUGAGGAAGAGUUGCCUGACGAUUUUUUUGAAAAAUCAGAAAAUAAUUAUUUAUUAGACCAGUCUUAUUCUUUAACAUCUGAUCAAUCCGAAUUAUUAGCCUUGAAUCAAGAAUUUCCAGAAUCUUCAGUUUUAAGUCAAUCCAGAUCUCCAACACCAAAUCAGGAAAUUUCUCUAAUAUUAAAUCAAGAAUCUACAACUUUAUUCCAACCUGAAUCAUCGACAUUACACCAACCUGAACCAUUGAUGCUAAAUCAACAUAGAUCAUUGAUUAUAAAUCAAGAAGAUAAUGUUAAUGAACAAAAUUCACACUUGCGAGAAAUUCAAAAUAUUCAAUCACAUCAACUAUCCUGCAAAUAUGCAAAUAAAUCACUUAUUGAAUAUCAAAACCGAAUGAAAGACCAAAUGUUAAGAAAAAAUAAUAAGCACCCACUUAAAUUUUCUAUUAAUGACUACGUAUGUAUUGCAAUUCCAAAAAUAGAUUGUAAUGCCAUCAAUCGGUCUACUUUACCUUGUAAGGUAAUCGAGGAAUUGCCAAAUGAAACAUAUCACUUACAAUGUAAAAAUGGAAUACUUAAUACCACCUUUAAUGUAAAUGAAAUUAUGUCACUAGGGCCAACAGAAUAUAAAGAGCUUGAAGUUUGUCAAGACAAAAUUAUCAGUGUACAAGAAGCUGCAGGAAUUCAGUCUGUUUCUACUGUAACUGGCACCAAAUGUAAUUGCAAGAGUGAAUGCAAAAAUAAUUCUUGUAGAUGUAGGCAUUCUAAUUUGGUAUGUGGAAGCGGAUGUCAUCCACAUAGUAAUAAAUGCAAAAAUAGAGAGCAUGUUUUUUAA
Messenger RNA from Cetraspora pellucida, 1341 nucleotides. The record is from the annotation of a GenBank genome assembly. NCBI's taxonomy places the organism in Eukaryota, Fungi, Glomeromycota, Glomeromycetes, Diversisporales, Gigasporaceae.